This is a messenger RNA of Vicia villosa (hairy vetch), 759 nucleotides long. RefSeq lists its product as uncharacterized. The transcript is spliced from 5 exons. The record is from RefSeq and is a predicted model, not a curated record. Lineage: Eukaryota; Viridiplantae; Streptophyta; Magnoliopsida; Fabales; Fabaceae. The coding region runs from base 235 to 759 and encodes 174 amino acids.
AAGAGAUGCUCAAGAAAGAGAUGCCACGGAUACAAAUGCUCCACCUGAUACUGAAGCAAAAGAAGUUGCACGAGGCAUCACUAUUAUGAAGGGAAUCGUUCGACAUAGAGACCAAGGAUUAGUAUACCGUUUGGAUUGGAAUUCUGAUAAACAAGCAAUUGGUCCUAAUUCUGCAAAGUUGACCAGCUAUAUUGGUACACUUGUUCGUAUGCAUAUUCCGGUCUCCACAGCUAAAUGGAAUCUGAAAAGCGAAGAGUUGGAUGCGAAAAAAAAGCGAUUUGGGACGAGCUUCAGAGGACUUUUGAGAUACCAGAUGAUUGUAAACGCUACAUACUUAGUUUGGCCGGCAAAAGAUAUAGAGGGUGGAAAGCCUUUUUGACAAACACCUAUCUUAAGGAUAAAGAUGGAAACUUUCUUGAAGAGGCACCGGGACGGCCAAAAAAGUAUGAGAUCUUCAUUGGUGAAAAAGAUUGGGCUGAGUUUGUAAAUCAAAGAGAUGAAGAUUUUCGGAAAAGGAGUGCCACGAAUAGUGCGAGAGCAUCCAAACCCGCGUAUCCAUACAAAAAAGGGCGUAUGGGAUAUGCACGCUUAGAGGAUAAACUUUUAGAGGAGUCUAAAAGUGAGGAAACCUCACUUCCUGUACAUGUGUUGUGGAGGGAAGCUCGUGUGGGCAAGAGUCAAGCUGUCGAUCCCGAAGUUCAGAGAGUUUUUACUGAAUGUGAGACCUUGUCGCAAUCGGCAUCCACCGCGAGGAGGUGA